UCCAAAUUGAUCGUGCCCUUCAGUGGUGAUGAUCUCAGAUUUCCACCGAUCUAAAGAAUCGUGAUGAGUGAUCUGUAAAAGAUUAGUGGCCGUGGAUUAGAUCAAAGUCAAAUGCUAGCCUAGAUGGAAGCUGUGCCACACUGGAAAAGAUGAACGAAGCCAACUGCGAAAAGCAUAUCAUGAUCAUCUGAAAAGGGAUUUUCAUCAACUUUUUCUCUUUUAUCUCACAGGGACAGUAGUGGUAGGACACACUUACUAGGACCACUUCCUCGAAACCAAAAAUGGUGAAAUCCACCCCGACCCGGCUCUACCAGAAGGGCGUCAUCACGUCCUACAAGCGGGCCCGCAAGGACCUCACCCCUCGUCAGUGCCUGGUCAAGAUCGAAGGUAAAAGAAAGAAGACUUAUGUCAAAGUGCAAUUUUCGCAUGACAGCAUCUACUUCGCUUAUUUCAUGAAAUCUAAAUUCCGCAUGACGAAAGUUUUUGAUACCAAUGUGAAUUUUCCCCAACACAAACAAAACACUCAGGUGUCAACACCCAAGAGCAGACCAACUUUUACAAGGGAAAAAAGGUGGCUUUCGUCUACAAGUGCAAGAAGGAGAAGAAGAACUCCAAGUUCCGGUAUUGAUAGAUUUAGAUUUUGAUUUUUUCGCAUUACAGGUGUCUUUUCUCAAGUUCAGCAUGCAUGGAAAUAAGUCGGUUUCUCACUGUCAAAUUGUCAUGCGAAGGAACGAGAGAAGUUUGAUUUGGUAUUUAUUCAAAAACCACACGAUCAUCUCGAAAAAACAAAACAGCGUCAUCUGGGGCAAGGUUCGCCGCGCUCACGGACACAACGGUAUGGUGCGUGCUGCUUUCUCCACCAACUUGCCGUGCACCGCUUUCGGCGCCCCGUGCCGCAUCAUGAUGUACCCCUCCAACAUCUAAAUGGUUCGGGAGUCCAAGGAUGCGAACUUGUGAUCCGGGAUUUUUUCUGCAUCACAAACGGAACAAUUUCACAUGCGAGAACGUACUAGAAAAAUGCGGAGAAAUGCUCUCGAAUGACGAUGUGUGAACAGAAGGAGAAGUCCUAGUGUCUGUGGUGUCUAUGUGGUCCUACUCUGUAAAAGCGAAGAAGUGCAACUUUUGGAGUUGCUGUGCGUCGACGGGAGCGUAUGACUAAAGAGAUU
Messenger RNA from Amoebophrya sp. A120, 1166 nucleotides. Lineage: Eukaryota; Dinophyceae; Syndiniales; Amoebophryaceae. The record is from the annotation of a GenBank genome assembly.